Messenger RNA from Emericellopsis atlantica, 1467 nucleotides. Its product is annotated as WD40-repeat-containing domain protein. The transcript is spliced from 2 exons. Gene Ontology annotation, molecular function: protein binding. The record is from RefSeq and is a predicted model, not a curated record. The coding region runs from base 1 to 1467 and encodes 488 amino acids. NCBI's taxonomy places the organism in Eukaryota, Fungi, Ascomycota, Sordariomycetes, Hypocreales, Bionectriaceae.
AUGUCGAAAAGAACGGCAGACGCAGCCGAGGAUGGCCCCCUCAAGGACCGCGACAGGCCUGAGAAGAUGGACGUGGACGAUGCGACCAAGGACAUGGGCGAGUUUGAGGACGAGUUUGAAGACGAAUUCGAGAGCGAGGACGAGAUCCUCGAGGCCGGCGUCGACGGCCGCCCAGACGCGGAGCGCGAGGCCGAGGAGAAGGAUGCCAUGGAGGUAGACCAGGGCACCUUCAUCGUCGGCCGCAACAAGCUCGAGGCCGGCCAGACGCUCGCGCCCGACCCGACCACCUACGAAAUGUUCCACAGCCUCAGCACGCCCUGGCCCUGCCUGUCGUUCGACGUGCUCAAGGACGGGCUGGGCGACAACCGCAAGACCUACCCGGCCACCAUGUACACCGUGGCGGGCACGCAGGCCGAGACGGCGCGCACGGGCGAGAACCAGCUCAUGGUCAUGAAGUUCAGCGGGCUGAGCAGGAUGAACAAGGGCGACGGGGACGAGUCGAGCGACGACGACGACGACGAUGACGAGGACGCCGACCCCAUCCUCGAGAGCAAGACCAUCCCCCUCAAGUCGACCACGAACCGCGUGCGCGCGACCCAGCUGCCCAGCCAGGAGGCCGGGCGGCCGGGCACGACCCUGACGGCGACCAUGUCCGAGUCGAGCGACGUCUACAUCCACGACAUCACGCCUCACCUCGAGUCCUUCGACACGCCCGGGUCGACCAUUACCGCGCAGCAGAACAAGCCCCUCUCGACGAUCCGCGCCCACAAGGCCGAGGGCUACGCCGUCGACUGGUCGUCCACCGUGCCGGGCAAGCUGCUGACGGGCGACAACGACGGCCUCAUCUACGUGACGUCGCGCUCCGACGGCGGCGGCUUCCAGACGGACAACCGGCCCUUCCAGGGCCACACGGGCAGCGUCGAGGAGCUGCAGUGGUCGCCGUCGGAGACUAGCGUCUUCGCCUCGGCCUCGAGCGACGGCACGGUGCGCGUCUGGGACAUUCGCUCCAAGGCACGCAAGCCGGCCAUCACCAUGCAGGUCUCGCAGCACGACGUCAACGUCAUGUCCUGGUCACGGCAGACGUCGCACCUGCUCGCCACGGGCGCCGACGACGGCACCUGGGCCGUCUGGGACCUGCGCCAGUGGAAGACGAGCAGCGACAGCCCCCAGCCGCUCGCCAGCUUUGACUACCACAAGGAGCAGGUCACCAGCGUCGAGUGGCACCCGACCGACGACUCCAUCGUCGCCGUCGCCGCGGGCGACAACACCGUCACCCUCUGGGACCUGGCCGUCGAGCUGGACGACGAGGAGGCCAAGGGCGCCGGUGUCCCCUCGGACGUUCCGCCCCAGCUGCUCUUUGUGCACUACCUCAAGGACGUCAAGGAGGUGCACUGGCACCCGCAGAUCACGGGCAGCCUCGUCGCCACCGGCGAGGAGUUUAGCGUGUUCCGCACGAUUAGCGUGUGA